This is a messenger RNA of Maniola jurtina (meadow brown), 545 nucleotides long. RefSeq lists its product as uncharacterized. The coding region runs from base 18 to 545 and encodes 175 amino acids. The record is from RefSeq and is a predicted model, not a curated record. The transcript is spliced from 5 exons. NCBI's taxonomy places the organism in Eukaryota, Metazoa, Arthropoda, Insecta, Lepidoptera, Nymphalidae.
ACAAACUAACAAUAGUAAUGGAUGUCAGUGCAGAAGUGGGAACCAAGAUGUAUAGACAUAUUUUGAUUGCCGCGUCGCAUUUCACUGAAGAUUAUAAAUUUACGAUAUGCCUCACAGUGGUAAUGACUUUAUCAACAACUGUCAUUUAUAUUGGAGCUGCAAUUGUUAUGGAAGGACCAAGAACACACAAAGUGUUAUCGUAUUUUAUCUGGCGUGAAAUAAGAUCCUUGUUUUCUCUGUGGUUACUGUGCUCAGCAUCGUACCAAACCCGCAUCAUCUGCGAUGAUUUAGUGAAACGCUUAUCUGAACGACUGGUGUUUGAAUUAGACUCGAAAGACAACUCAUCUCGAAAGCUGACGAAGCGAUGGUUAAAAUGCGUGAAAAUGUCACCAGUGCGGUAUUUAGAGGGCAGCUGCUACACUCUGAGCCACGCUCUGCCGCUGUCGGUGCUGGACUACAGCACCAACUACCUUCUCAUUAUUGUACAGAUGUAUCCCUUAUUUUUAAAGAAAAGCAGGAGAAGCCAAACUUUAGACAGCCUCUGA